Caenorhabditis elegans is the source of this 126-nucleotide messenger RNA. Lineage: Eukaryota; Metazoa; Nematoda; Chromadorea; Rhabditida; Rhabditidae. The record is from the annotation of a RefSeq genome assembly.
AUGGGUCUGAUGCUGUACCUGAUCACUGACUGCUACUGUGUGAUUAUGGCAAUUUUGGCGGUUUUCGGGAAUUUGGUGAUUUUGUACUUGUUUUUUACAAAACGCCUCGACUCCCGGAGAAACCUC